UGCACUGUGACAACUCUGUGAGGCGUACGUGAGAACAACAAAGUUAUCAAAAAAUUUUAUUUUCUUAAAACUUCUUUAAAAUCAAGAAAUCAGAAUGAAAGUAUCCGUUUUUGGAGAAUUAAACACUUUUGAGCUGUUUGUCCUGUGUACAGUCAUACCAGCUGUCUUCGUUUUCUUGUGGACUCUCAUAUCUGGUGACAUGAAGAACUUUAGGGGCAGCAAGUUGGCGUAUUCAGUUUAUACAGCCAAGGAUCCAAUUAAUUGCUAUCAAAACUACGUUUCAGAGAAACAAAAGGAUUCAUAAAAUAUUUGUUUUUUUAUGUUAGCGGAACCCUAAGAUGUAUUAAAUUUGUACAUAAAUACAUAAAUAUACAUACAUAUAAGCAAUAUAAAACGACGAUCAGUAAUUUUGUAGAUUGAAUAAUGAAUACAUAUUAGUUGUGUUA
Molecule: messenger RNA, 446 nt
Organism: Drosophila eugracilis
Lineage: Eukaryota; Metazoa; Arthropoda; Insecta; Diptera; Drosophilidae
Exons: 2
Coding region: 95-304 (69 amino acids)
Source: RefSeq, a predicted model, not a curated record